CGACGACCGUCUCAUCGGAGAAUGGAGCAGCAGCUAACCACGAUGGCGGCGAGGAGGCUGCUGCAGGCGCCCACCUCCUCCUUCUCCUCCACGCCGGGGGCGCACACCAUCGCCAACGACAGGGACAUCAUCGUCAUCCUCGCCUCGCUCCUCUGCGCGCUCAUCUGCGUCCUCAGCAUCGGCCUCGUCGCGCGCUGCGCCUGCUCCCGCCGCCUCGGCAUCGGCCCCGCCUCAGCUGCAGCCGCCGCCGCUGCCAACAGGGGCGUCAAGAAGUCCGUGCUCCGCGCCAUCCCCACCGUCGCCUACGUCGCCGCCGUCCCCGAAACCGGCACCGGCAAAGCGGCGGCAACGGACGAGGAGGCCGCAGCGCCGGAGUGCGCCAUCUGCCUCGCCGAGUUCGAGGACGGCGAGGCCAUGCGCGUGCUGCCGCAGUGCGGCCACGCCUUCCACGCCCUCUGCGUCGACAAGUGGCUGCGCGGCCACUCCUCCUGCCCCUCCUGCCGCCGGAUACUGGGCGUCCGCCUGCCGGCCGGCGAGCGCUGCCAGCGCUGCGGCGCGCGGCCCGACCCCGCCGCGGCACGCUGGAAGCCGGCUCCACACUGCGGCGAGAAGCCGAACUUCUUGCCGUAG
Molecule: messenger RNA, 630 nt
Organism: Lolium rigidum
Lineage: Eukaryota; Viridiplantae; Streptophyta; Magnoliopsida; Poales; Poaceae
Product: probable E3 ubiquitin-protein ligase ATL45
Exons: 1
Coding region: 22-630 (202 amino acids)
Source: RefSeq, a predicted model, not a curated record